AUGAAGCGCACACAAAGUCGCGUUCUCGUGGUUCACAGGUUCUCGCCACUUCAUGCGCUUUCAUUUGCCAGUGUGGCGACUGUUGCGGGUAUAACAACAUUGUAUGUAUUUGCGAAUCCGCUUUCUGCUGCUCUUGGAAUGUUAAACCUUAUCCUUUACGCAGGCGUAUAUACACCGCUUAAACGUGCGCAUAUUGCGUGUACUUGGGCCGGUGCCGUGGUCGGAGCGAUUCCGCCGCUGAUGGGGUUCGCAGCAGCGACAGGUUCGAUUGACGCAUCAGCUCUCUGUCUGGCUGCUAUCCUAUAUUCCUGGCAAUUUCCGCAUUUCAAUGGAUUGUCGUGGAAUCUUCGAGGAGACUACAGUAAGGUUGCUGAUUUAGCUACUAUACUAUUACAGCCGUUCCUUUGA
Molecule: messenger RNA, 408 nt
Organism: Cooperia oncophora
Lineage: Eukaryota; Metazoa; Nematoda; Chromadorea; Rhabditida; Trichostrongylidae
Source: the annotation of a GenBank genome assembly